Molecule: messenger RNA, 313 nt
Organism: Nelumbo nucifera (sacred lotus)
Lineage: Eukaryota; Viridiplantae; Streptophyta; Magnoliopsida; Proteales; Nelumbonaceae
Source: RefSeq, a predicted model, not a curated record
GUUCAGAAAAAGAGAUCGUUUAAUUUUGAGUUUCCUCAUUUUUGUUUAUUUUGUUCCGAGCAAAGCCAAAAGAGAAGCGAAGAUGGCCGACAACUCCAAUCAGAUGAGCUUCCAAGCUGGCGAGGCCAAGGGCCAAGCUCAGGAGAAGUCAAGUCAGAUGGUGGAUAAGGUAUGCGAUACCGCUCAAUCAGUCAAGGAAUCAUGCCAAGAGGCUGGCCAGCAAAUGAAAGCUAAGGCAGAGGGGGCAGCUGAUGCUACGAAGGACGCCACCGGCAUGAACAAGUGAAAGGAAUUAAAGCCCGGCUUUAUGCUG